AAUAUCCAAGGUAUGCUGAUCAAAUAUUCAAAAAAAAAAAUGGAUACAGUUGUUCAAACAACGAGCAAUUAUAAUUUGCGACCUUGAAAAUUUCAAAACCAUUUUCGAUCUAGUUAUUGAUCAAAAAUGUUAUGUUUUAGAGAUAACUUUAUACUUUCUGGUCGAAAAUGUUUCAAAUUCAUUUUCGCUAUUCCUAUUUGUCUUUAUUUGAUGUACAGAUUUCUUAUGAUUGAAAAACAUGAUGAUAAUCCAAUCAAAAAAUGUUUUGAACAUUCAAAUAAUCCAGUCGACAUUGAUUUUAACCAUAGUAAAUUGGCAAUGGAUGGACUCAAAACUAAUCAUAUGAAAUUAUUAUUAAUUUCUGAGGCACGAAGCGGUUCAACUUUUUUAGGUGAUUUAUUACACCAUGCAAUUGAAUCCAGUUACUAUAGUUUUGAACCACUUGUUGGCGUCCAACGCAAUCCAUACAACUAUGAACAAAUCAUUGAAGAUAUUUUCAGCUGUCGAUUUGAUCUACGUUCAUAUCUAAAACCGCUGUACUGGAAGAUUCAAUAUAUGAAAUGGAAUCAUUUGCUACUAAAAGCGAUUGGUCCAAAUCAACAUGAAAAUAAUAUUCAUUUGUUCAACAAGACCAUUCAUCAAAUAACAUGUCAAUACAGUUCGGCAAUAAUUAUCAAAACCAUACGUUUUACAAUGAAACAUUUGUCUUCUUUAAUGCUCUCUAAAUCAAUGACUAAUAUAAAGGUAAUCUUUCUCGUAAGAGAUCCUAGAGCUGUAAUGAGUUCUAGAUAUAAAUUAUCAUGGUGUCAUCAUAGUGAAAAUUGUACCGAUUCUCGUGUAUUAUGUGAUCGUAUUCAGGCUAAUAUAGAGUCUUUGAAAAUGAUGAAAAAUUUAAUGAAUAACAUAUCAAUCGUAUUAGUACGUUAUGAAGAUUUAAUUGGUGAUAUUUGGCAAGCAACAGGUAAAUUACUCAAAUUCUUAGAAAUCGUUCCUACCUAUUCACUUGAUCAAUGGAUAAAAAAACAUACAUCAACUGAUGAUGUACUACUAAAUCCACAUUCAACUUAUAGAAAUAUCAAAUCACAGCAGAAAAUUGGAUGGAGAGAAAAUCUUUCAUAUGAAGAUAUAAUUGACAUACAAUACGAUUGUUCAGAUGUAAUGAAUGAUUUAGGCUAUCGACUAACCAAUUAUCGUUCAAUCAAAUCGAAAUUCCAAACCAUUUUCGAGGUAGUUAAAUUUGAUUUUCCAUUGAAAAUUUAUUCACUGCAAUAAGAAAAAUAAAUUAACGAAUGCAAUAAAUUGAUGGAUGAUGGACUCAUGCUGAUGAUAUGACGACGGUAUGUGUGAUGUUGAUGGCGGCGGCCAGUUUUCAGUUGCGUUUCCUUAAAAUAAACCUGUUUAAAAGAAAAUGAAAUCAUGGCAAACACCCUAUAAUGUAUACUUUUCUUUCUACAUAUGCUUGUAUAUAUGAAAUACUUAAAUGUCAAUAUUCUUUUAAAUACCAAUUCAAGUUUAUUAUCAACAUGGUUUCCAGUUACGAAUGAAUGAAACAAAAACAAAUAUUUGUUGUAACAAAAAAAAAAUUC
Molecule: messenger RNA, 1586 nt
Organism: Dermatophagoides farinae (American house dust mite)
Lineage: Eukaryota; Metazoa; Arthropoda; Arachnida; Sarcoptiformes; Pyroglyphidae
Product: carbohydrate sulfotransferase 1
Biological process (GO): N-acetylglucosamine metabolic process; sulfur compound metabolic process
Molecular function (GO): N-acetylglucosamine 6-O-sulfotransferase activity
Source: RefSeq, a predicted model, not a curated record